This is a messenger RNA of Durusdinium trenchii, 2241 nucleotides long. NCBI's taxonomy places the organism in Eukaryota, Dinophyceae, Suessiales, Symbiodiniaceae. The record is from the annotation of a GenBank genome assembly.
UGAUCCUACACCUAAAUGCAUCCAUGCCGACUUUUUCCCAAAGAAGUGUUUUGGAACACCGCGGGCCGCACUAUCCAUGGCUCAAUGUCCAACUCUUCCUCCAAUGAUGUGCCUAGCUCACGCGCCCUUGAAGAGUUCUUCCGCUUCAUGCAGUGCCAGCUUCGCAUGGAAGCUGAGGGUUGUCUCCAAGAGGAUUUGGAGCUCCCAGAGCGUGAGGCAAACUUCUGGCAGACCUUCCGCACCUGGGUUCAACCCAACCUUGGCAAGAAGGAGAAAUGGAUGCCAUUCCAUACUGUGCUUGGAUCACACGAGCUCUUCAUUGUGCAGAAUAUUCACCACAACAAAGAUCUCCCCUGGAAUGAGAAGCGCAGGUUUUUGGCAAUGUUUGUGUUUCGAGCCCAUUGCCGGAGCAACGUCUUCCGGGAGGCUCAGUUGCCCCUCAUGCUGGAGGAGGACUUUUGGAGGGACCCUGUUGCGCAAUUCGCGGAUGAUGGGCCGGCCACGCAGUGCAUGCUUGUGUACCGGCGAAAAAGCCGACAACCCUUGCAGACUUCGGCAUUCUUGGCAAUCCCAGAGCGGCUCUGCCAGGACGACGACGAAAAUUUGGCACGGAAUGUGGCGAUGCGGACGCGGACGCUCUUGGAGGUGGCAGAGAAAGUGUGGCCUAUUGUCCACAAUGCGAAGCUCCCGAGCCUGGAGAAGUUUGAGGAGAUUUCGAAAACCAUCCAAGCUGGCAGACGCUUGGGGGAAACAUGGUCAAAGAUGCUGAUGGUGAGUAUUGACAUCGCCUACCCUCACUUGCAGCUCUUGGCGAGUACAUGCGAUGUCGGAGUGGGAGCACUCAAAGCUUUACAGAGGCUCUUCCCGAGCAAUAGCAUGGAUGACCCUCGCGAUGUUCUGGGAAAUGCUACCCGGGCUGCGAAUAGCUCUCAGGCAUCUGCCGCACAAAGCUUCUGGCGGCUGCUUGCCAAGGUGGAGAGCCUGGCACAAAAGCGCUUCGCUCAAUUACCUUUAGUCUUGGAGCAGGUCUCCACCAGACCAGGGCAACUCAGCGCAGUGACCAUGCAGGUCCAGUUGUGCGAAUGGCGACAGUUCUUGGAUUUCCUGGCCAAGGCUGGAACUCCUGAUGGUCUGGAUGAGGAGGCUACCGAGGAGGUGUCUGGACCAGCAAAAAAGGCCAGACGCAUCACUGGAAAACGGCGUGCGGAUGAUAUAGGAGUUCUUCUUCCAGCGCCAAGGCGGAAGUACCUUCGCUCUUUUUCCGCUGCAGGAGUAGCUCCAGAAGCGGAGCACGAGGAUCUUCCAGAUGCCGACUCCGAAGACGAGAUGCCCUUGUCCAACAUUUGCAUGCCCCGCAUGCACCGUGUGACGCAGGUCCCUCAGGUGAAGAGCAAUGGAGUCCAAGUUGUUUGCCAGCACGAAUCUCCAGAGGGGGCCUAUGCGAACGCAGCUCGAGAAGCUUUGGGCCAAUAUCGUGCCAAAGUAGCAUCAGCCCGAAACGCGGUGAAGGCGCACGAAGCGCAAGUGCAACGCAGCAAAGCUGACUGCGAAGAGGCAACAAGCCAGGCCAUGACAGCGCUCCGGCGAAGCAGUCUGGCUGAGGAGGCCGUUAGGUCGGCAGAGAUUGAGACUAUGCAAUUGGAAUACCUCCUUCAAGCCUCCCACACCAAGACUGGUGUCACCCAGGACCUCUAUCAGAAGCUGGAUGAUGCAGGGGCGAAGCUUUCAGAAGGACAGUUUGAGGUGUUUGCCGGCUUGCCAUCCUUGGCAAAGGAAUCUUCUUUGCUUCCGCGAUUGUCCACCGCAGCUGAGAGCAGGAUGGCCCACAUUGAGAGCUUGAUGCAAGAGCUGGAAAACGAUGCGAGGGCUGAGGAGAUGGCAAGAGAGCCGUAUGUGGAUCAACAUGCUGAACUCGUCAGCCGUAGCAGCACAGCCUUGCAGGAGAGGGCAGCAGCUCGAGAGGCCGUGCUCGCCACACGAGAGGCACUACGUUUGGCCCAGCAACGGUGCCAGGAGGCCUUGCAGCAGCUGAACCAGCAGCGUUUGGCAUUACAACUGGCAGAAGCGGAGGUGCUCUCCUUGGAACAGCUGCUGUAACGCCAGACUGCAGCAGACCUGACUUCGACUGCGUGAGAAACCCGUGAUUGUGGUUGUUUGAUCCAGGAAAGGUGUCGGGCCAACACCAAUCAUCCAAUCAUCACUGAAGAAGUCUGAAGGCGUGUGGCAUCACCUAAAGAAGGG